CGCGGCCGGCCGGGGGUCGGUGCGCUGCGAGGCGCGGAGGAGACGGAGGCAGCCGCCGCCGCCGCAGAGCAGCACCGGGCCGGCAGAGGAUGCCCGCCGCGCUCCCGCCGCUGCCGCCCUACGCGGCCGCCUCUGCGCCUUCAUCUCCAUGAAUUAGCGCCGCGGGGUGGGGGCGGGGGCCGCGGCGAGCGCCCAGCGGAGCCGGCGCCCCAGGCAUGGCCAGCGCGUGCGCCGUUCAGGUGAAGCUGGAGCUGGGGCACCGAGCCCAGGUCAGGAAGAAACCCACCGUGGAGGGCUUCACCCACGACUGGAUGGUGUUCGUCCGCGGGCCCGAGCACAGCAACAUCCAGCACUUCGUAGAGAAGGUCGUCUUCCACCUGCACGAGAGCUUCCCGAGGCCCAAGAGAGUGUGCAAGGAUCCACCCUACAAAGUUGAAGAAUCUGGUUAUGCUGGCUUCAUUUUGCCAAUUGAGGUCUACUUCAAAAAUAAGGAAGAACCUAAGAAAGUUCGAUUUGACUAUGACUUAUUCCUGCAUCUUGAAGGCCACCCACCUGUAAAUCACCUCCGCUGUGAAAAGCUCACAUUCAACAACCCGACAGAAGAAUUCAGAAGAAAGCUACUAAAGGCAGGAGGGAUUAUGGUUAUGACAGAUGGCACAUCAUUCUCUUCAGGGCAGAGCCUUCAUCUUCCGAACCUUCCUAGUAACUCCCUAUCUUUUUCUGAAGUGAAGAAGAAAGCAUCUCAUGGGCCAAAGGACCCAACUAAGAUUCUGAACAUAAAUAGCAGUAGCAGCAGUAGUAACAGUUUUUCAAAGCCCCACAAAUUAACAAAGGAGCACAAGGAGAAAACUUCUAAAGACUCAAAAGAACAAAAAAGUGCCUUCAAAGAACCUUCCAGGGAACACAACAAAUCUUCCAAAGAAUCCUCUAAGAAACCCAAAGAAAAUAAACCAUUAAAAGAUGAAAAAAUGGUUCCUAAGAUGGCCUUCAAGGAACCCAAAUCCAUGUCUAAGGAGCCAAAAUCUGAAAACACUGCCAUCCUUACCAUUACAGGUGGACAGCAGCAAGAAAAGAAGACUCCUACAAAAAGGCCCUCCAUUCUGGAUUCUGAUGAACCUUCUGCAAAAAAGAGAAAAAAAAGUGUGCCAGAGUCAUUAUUUAAAAGCUUUUCUAAUGCUCCAUCACUAAUUCUUACUUGUUCAGCUGACAAAAAACAAACAAAGGACAGGCCUCAGCUUAAGAUGGGGAGAGUCAAAAUUGAAAGUGAUACACUGGAAAAGAAGACAUCUACUCUGCCACCAUUUGAUGAUAUUAUAGACCCCAAUGAUUCUGACGUGGAGGAAAACGUGUCUUCUAAAUCUGAAUCUGAACAGCCCAGUCCUGCCAGUUCCAGCUCCAGUUCCAGUUCCAGUUUUACACCAUCUCAAAACAGCAGACAACAAGGUCCAUUGAGGUCUAUAAUGAAAGAUCUGCAUUCGGAUGAUAAUGAAGAUGAAUCAGAGGAACCAGAUGACAAUGAUAAUGAUUCUGAGUUGGAACGACCUGUAAAUACACGAGGAGGAAGCAGGAGUCGCAGGGUGAGUCUGAGUGAUGGAAGUGACAGUGACAGCAAUUCAGCUUCCUCACCACUACGUCAUGAACCAGCACCACCUUUAUUAAAAACUAACAGCAACCAGAUUUUAGAAGUGAAAAGUCCAAUAAAGCAAAACAAAUCUGAUAAACAAAUAAAGAAUGGUGAUUGUGAUAAGGCAUAUCUCGAUGAACUAGUAGAGCUCCACAGAAGAUUAAUGACAUUGAGAGAGAGACAUGUACUGCAGCAGAUAGUAAAUCUUAUAGAGGAAACUGGACACUUUCAUAUCACAAAUACAACCUUUGACUUUGAUCUUUGCUCACUGGACAAAACCACAGUCCGAAAACUACAGAGUUAUCUGGAAACAUCUGGAACCUCCUGAGGAUUCAGCAUCUGGAUGCAUCUAAAACUGUUCUCUAAAUGAAACAUUCAGAAUGAUGCAACCAAAAUGGUGGAGAAACAAAACAACCUCUUUCAGUUUUAUUUUUCAUUAAAGCCAGUCAUCAUCUCUUGAUAAAGAAGAGGAAAAGUGACAAGACUCAGAGGACUGCUCUUCUCAACAAGAAAAUGCUCUGGAAGAGUUUACCUGGAUAGCCUUGAAAAUCAAACACAAAAACAAACAGAAAACUUGGUCUUAAUGAAUGUGUAUGGUAUCAUGUAUCUCUUUGUGGUGUUCCAGUCCACAAGAUGAAUGCAUGUUCAACACACUG
Messenger RNA from Phasianus colchicus (ring-necked pheasant), 2280 nucleotides. It is a transcript of the gene MLLT3, whose product is annotated as MLLT3 super elongation complex subunit. Gene Ontology annotation, molecular function: chromatin binding. NCBI's taxonomy places the organism in Eukaryota, Metazoa, Chordata, Aves, Galliformes, Phasianidae. Gene Ontology annotation, biological process: positive regulation of DNA-templated transcription. Gene Ontology annotation, cellular component: transcription elongation factor complex. The record is from RefSeq and is a predicted model, not a curated record.